Molecule: messenger RNA, 735 nt
Organism: Zasmidium cellare ATCC 36951
Lineage: Eukaryota; Fungi; Ascomycota; Dothideomycetes; Mycosphaerellales; Mycosphaerellaceae
Exons: 1
Coding region: 1-735 (244 amino acids)
Molecular function (GO): protein binding
Source: RefSeq, a predicted model, not a curated record
AUGGCUUCCAACACCAAAACCAUGGCGGAGGACACACCACCAAGAUCUGAAGACCGGCAUGGAACUCUACCGAAAUGGAAUCUCACCUUGCUGAUGCCCGACAGAUACUCCAGCGCGAUCGUCACCAUCACCGUCGGCACCGACUCACCAAAGAAAUUCUACAUCCAUGAGAACAUUCUCAAAGCCAGCUCGCCCUUUCUCACGGCAGUUCUAAACAAGCGAUGGAGUGAAGGCAAAGCGAUGGAAGUCGCCCUACCAGAUGAUGAAGCUCCGGUGUUCGCAAUCUACGCCGACUGGCUUUACCAGAAAACGAUCUGCGCCAGAUUUGAAGCCAAGCCCGAGAUGACCAAGAACGACCACGACGAAGAAUGGACGUCGCUCUCGAAACUAUACGUCCUCGCCGAAAAGAUCCAAGACGACGAGUGCUGCGACGCGACCAUGAGCCGCAUGAUCAAGAGGGUCGAGGACCCGGAUGCUAACGGCAGCUGUUGGUAUCCCUCAGGAAUCACGGCGACGAGACUGUACGAUGGUACUCUACCAGGGGCGCCCGUCCGCAAGUUUCUGGUGGAAGUGCACAGGGCGAAGGGGAAGAGCAAGUGGAUUCCAGAGGCCAGCGAGUGCAACCACAUCGAAUUUUUGGCGGACUUGGUGAAGGUUCUCCUUGAUGAUCGCACGGUCAAGUCCGCUGACAACUGCUUCUCCUCGAGGAAGAAAGAGUUCCUCAAGAAGGGAUAG